AUGUCAUCUGUGGAACAAUCUGUACCAUCAUCUCCUCCCAUUGCGUAUUCCACCAUCUCCAUGGCGGGGGCAAAUGAGGACCCGGAAAAUGCAAAUUUAGCCACUUUCGACUUUGACAACGGCGACAUCGAAAUAACCCCGGAUGAAACAGAGGCACUCCGUGAAAUAAGAAAUAUCAUUAGUCACGGCUACCUCGCUACUGGCUUAAUGCCGACACUUUCUGGGACUAGCUUCAGCACAGAGGCACCUAUUGAAGAGCAGUCUGCUGUCUCACAUGGCGUGUCUGGAGGAUAUAUUUCGGCUCAUUAG
Molecule: messenger RNA, 309 nt
Organism: Fusarium verticillioides 7600
Lineage: Eukaryota; Fungi; Ascomycota; Sordariomycetes; Hypocreales; Nectriaceae
Exons: 1
Coding region: 1-309 (102 amino acids)
Source: RefSeq, a predicted model, not a curated record